Molecule: messenger RNA, 5203 nt
Organism: Anas platyrhynchos (mallard)
Lineage: Eukaryota; Metazoa; Chordata; Aves; Anseriformes; Anatidae
Gene: HAPLN1
Product: hyaluronan and proteoglycan link protein 1
Biological process (GO): central nervous system development; positive regulation of neuroblast proliferation; glial cell differentiation
Cellular component (GO): synapse; perineuronal net
Molecular function (GO): hyaluronic acid binding
Source: RefSeq, a predicted model, not a curated record
AGAGAGAGAGAGAGAGAGACCGCGUGUGUGGGGUUGUUUUUUUCUCUCAUUCCUGGGGUCUGAAUGGAAAGCACGUCGAGCUGUAAUUAAGACAUCUUGGAGGCGUACUUAACUUAUGACGUGUUGCUUUUCUUUUCCUCUCGGUGAGAAAGUGGCUCUCUCUUCUCUGAAUCAGGUCCUCUGCCACCCAGAGCCACAGAGAGACAGUCGGGACAUAGGCACACACACUCACACGCUAACUUAAGGUGAGCACCAUAAACUUUUUCUGCACUUCGCUGUCCUCUCUUUCAAACUGUUGGAGAGUUCUGAGAGCAUCUUAACUCAGGAGCUCUGUGCAAGUGAAGAAGAUUCUUUUGAGUAUAAAGAUGACGAGUCUCCUCUUUCUGGUGCUGAUUUCUGUCUGCUGGGCUGACCCUCACCCUGACAACUCAAGCCUGGAGCAUGAGAGAAUUAUUCACAUCCAAGAAGAAAAUGGACCCCGUCUACUUGUGGUAGCAGAACAAGCCAAAAUCUUCUCGCAGCGGGGUGGCAAUGUCACACUGCCAUGUAAAUUUUACCACGAACACACAUCAAUAGCUGGCUCAGGAACCCACAAAAUCCGUGUCAAGUGGACCAAACUCACCUCAGAUUACCUCAAAGAAGUGGACGUCUUUGUUGCGAUGGGACACCACAGAAAGAGCUACGGAAAGUACCAGGGCAGAGUGUUUCUGAGAGAAAGCAGUGAAAAUGAUGCCUCCCUCGUAAUCACAAAUAUAAUGCUGGAGGAUUAUGGAAGAUAUAAGUGCGAGGUGAUUGAAGGAUUAGAGGAUGACACGGCAGUGGUAGCUCUGAAUCUGGAAGGUGUUGUAUUCCCCUACUCUCCGCGGCUGGGUCGUUACAACCUGAACUUCCACGAGGCUCAGCAAGCCUGCCUGGACCAGGACUCCAUCAUCGCCUCCUUCGAUCAGCUCUACGAGGCCUGGAGGUCUGGGCUGGACUGGUGCAACGCAGGCUGGCUCAGCGACGGCUCUGUGCAGUACCCCAUCACCAAGCCCAGGGAGCCCUGUGGGGGGAAGAACACGGUGCCCGGCGUCAGGAAUUACGGCUUCUGGGACAAGGAUAAGAGCCGCUAUGAUGUGUUCUGCUUCACUUCAAACUUCAAUGGUCGUUUUUACUACCUAAUACACCCGACCAAGCUGACCUAUGAUGAGGCUGUCCAGGCCUGCUUGAAGGACGGCGCUCAGAUCGCCAAAGUUGGCCAGAUAUUUGCUGCCUGGAAGCUCCUGGGAUAUGACCGCUGCGACGCUGGCUGGCUGGCGGACGGCAGCGUCCGCUACCCGAUCUCCAGACCAAGGAAACGCUGCAGCCCUAAUGAAGCCGCUGUUCGCUUUGUAGGCUUCCCCGAUAAAAAGCACAAGCUGUACGGUGUCUACUGUUUCAGAGCGUACAACUGAAAAUACCUAGAGCACACCAGAUUUAAAUUCAUUAAGAACAUGUGAAAGAUUUCUUUUCGAUACGAACUCAUGCAAGUUACCAAAACUGUGAUAAACCUUUCUUACUGUAAAGAGUCAUUUUCAUAAACCCAACCCAUUAAUUUGUUUUUGUUUUUGUUUUAAUAUUUUUGUAAAAGUAUCAUUCCAUAGAUAUUUUAAAUUAAUAUAAUUUAAUAGAAGCUCUAGGUAAGGAAUUUUUAGAGCCAAAUUCUUUAAGCUACAUCAUCCCAACAAAAUACAAUUUUCAUGAAUGGGGCAUGCAAUAGAGCUUGACAAUGCUAGGACACAAUUAUGGAAUGUAAGGCUACUCAAAGCAGAAGCUUUUAAAAGCACAAAUUUUACAUAUUUGUACCAGUUUGAGAUACACUGCAAAUUGAUUAUAUCUGGAGUUUUGAAAUAAGAUAAUGUUUUUGUUUAUAGGGGGUCAGUAAGGUUUUGCAAAAAAAAAAAAAAAGAAAAAAAAAAAAAAGCCAACAUGAUAACCACAGCAAGCCAGAUGAUUAGAAAAGACUGUUUUCACAUGGGAAUGACAUACAGUUUAAUAAAAGCAGCAAAAAUAGUCCACAAAAAUAGGAUUUGUUUCAGAGUUGAACCCUGUCUUUCUGAAAAAUAGGCUUAUGAUCCAAUGCAUAAGAACAAGCACAAUUAUUUCUGAACAUUUCAAUUGUGUUUUUAUUAUGUAUAAAUCAUUGAUGGAGUGAAUAAUUAAUUAAUGAGAAAACCCUAUUUUCUUCUUAAAUUAAAGAUGCCUGAGAAGUAUUGUGUUACCUUUGAGUAGCUUUACUGUGUUAUUUUUAAACUCUUAGGCUGUUUGCUAAGCAGUAUAUAGCAUCUACUCAGGGCAGUUGUAUAAAUGAACUGCUGGACAGAAAAAUUAUAAACUUUAGCAGCUUGACUUUACAUUAGCUUUUGAAAUGUUACUGUCUUAAUGAAAGAAUAUUAGAAUAUUUAGAUUUCUUAGCUAUUUACACAUCACAAGAAAUAAAAAUUGGAAAAAAAUGAUUAAGUCUUAAAACAAGAUUAUUAGAUAAAAUCUGAAAUCAUCUAUUAAGGUUUAGAAGAGAAAAAUACUUUAUUUCCUUGCAUCUCAUAUGUACAUGUAUCUAAAAUACAUCUGCUUUUAAACUGUCAGUGGAAAAAAAAAAAAAAAAAGAAAAAAAAAAAGUAUUGCUAGCCCUGAAUUAUUUCGUUAUUCCUCCUUAGAGUUAGCAGAAAAAAGUAUUGAAAUGUGUUUUUUUCUCUAAAUCUGCAGUGGUCUAGGUGGAAGAUGUUUACCUAUAUCUGCCAGUGUCAGAGAUAAACAUGCACUGUGCAUGGUGCCUAGGAUUUUCAGAGCUGCCUAAAGUACGAGGUCCUCCCUAAAUGCCAAUUUGAGGGAAUUUGGAUUCCUGAUGCAAACUCAUUUUGGAUGCAGCAAUUCUUGGUGCUCAUCUUCGGAUACCUUAAUGCAACCAGUUUUUCAGAGAGUGGGUGCUCAAGGCUUUCUGAAAAUUUACUCCAUUUAUGGUGUCUCAAGCUGGAUAUCCAAAAAACAGAGGUCACUGAUAAAAAGAAGAAAAAAAAAAAUAAAAAAAUCUAGGUCUGAAGAAGUCUCUUAGGCGGUUUUGAAGUUCUCUAUCCAGUAUUGGUUCUACCACUUAAAAAUGUAGAACUCUUUUCCUACUCUACACUUACUGACUAUGAAGAUUUCAGAGGACCAAUAUUUGUAUUUUGCAAAGUUUUUUAGCUGCCCAUUUUUUCCAUUAUCUAAAUGAGAUAUAAUGGUAUUAUCCAAGUAGAACACAACUGGUAGGCUUUUGUGAACAGUUUAGUUAUUUUCCCAUGGACAUGGCUAUAUAAAUCUGAUUCCCAAUGUGGUGGUGGUCCUUUUUUAAAAAUCUGUGAACAAAUGAGGAACGGUACAUGGUAGGAUUGGAGUGUAGAGGUACCAUGGUAGGAGUACGAGACGUACUGUACUGGAGUUCAUUCCCAUUAAGCUCAGAGACAACUCUUCAUCUCUUCAGUCACUGACAGUAUGAGUAUUCGCUCAUACUACACAGAUGAACCAAUCUUGGUGCCAAACCACCCCCUCCCCUUUUUUGUUCAAGUUGGAAGUUAGAUUUUUUUGGAAAUCUAUUACUUAGAUGUAAAUUGAGAGUUAUUAUAGGCCAGGAUGUAAUUUUUGCAUAUUUUUAAAAUCAGUGUCCAUUUCACACAUUUUCUCAAGCCAUUCAGAAUAUUUUCCAAACACUUGGGAGAAAAAUAAACAGGAAGAAAGUAGAAAUAAAAAAUAUAUGUAUUUGUGCAGGAGAAAGAAUAGGGUGUGCAGACUGUACUGUGACCAAUAAGAAUACAUGUUGUCCCCUGUCCAACCAUCAGAAGUACAGAAAAAGAGGUAGACAGUAUUUCUGGAGCUUGGACAGGGAAGUUGUGGGAUGGGAAAGGCCAUAGGGAAUAUCCCAGAAUGGUUGUUACCCCAGCUAGAUCCAGACUUGCUGUAAAGUGGGAAGCCCUUUAUGCAGCUGGCUCUAACCUCCCCAGAUAUCUGCUAGAUCUGGAGGAGGCUGCAUGGUUUUCCUACUGCACAGCAGUUAAGAGACCCUCAAGGAAUUUUUUUUCUUUUUCUUUUUCUUUUUCCUUUUUUUUUUUUUUUUUUUUUUUUUUUACCUCUCCAGGGAAACCCUUUACAGGGUUUUGCCCAGACACAUUUUUCUUGCAGGAUUGGGGAUUAUUAUGUGCCUGCAUAAAAAUGUAGUCCUCCAACCCACUCGUGGGGCUGGCUAAAGUGCCCUCACUGCUAGACCAAAGGCACUGCAGGAAAGGCGAAUUCAGCCUUUCAUCAACUUUGCAACAUGCUGGGGAUGGCUGGUCAGGUCCUAAAUCACAGCAAUCUCAGGCUUGCUCUUGCUUAUGCUUUCUGCGCCCGCAUCUCGGGGCUGCCGCUGUGACAGCCCGGGCGUAGCGCAUUGCCCUGCUCAGUGCAUCACCCGUGCUGGUGGCUGAGGGGGCUUUGUAACACCCACAUGUCCCCUUGGCUCUGGGGAUCUCCCCACAGCUCCAGCCUGGCAGCACAGCGAGGCAAUGGCACAAGAAGGAACAAGUGGCCCUCGGCUGCCAUGUGAGCACAAGUGGCAAAAUGUUAUCGCUCAGCUGUAGCUGCAAGUUCGCACUGAAGAUAAAUGCUUGCUAGGAAUCAAAUGCUCAUGUAAUGGAGUCUCACUUUGUGAAUUUAAGUUUGUCAUGUUACUUACAAAAAGCCCAGUAGUCUAACUUGGGAUCAAGCUAGUUUUAGAUCAGUAUAUUGAUAUGCAAUAUUAUAUAUUAUUAUAACAGAUAAAGUUAAUGGGAUAGCGUGAUGAAAAUAUGUUUGUAUGAAAAAUAUAAUUAGCUCUAAUGUAAGCAGGUUUAAAAAACAUAAAAAGUGUAUGAUUACUUGCUAAAUGGGCACAAAUGGGCAAAAAGACAUGAAUUCUAUUUAUUUUUACAGCUACUGACUCCAUUUCCUUUUAUAAUGUCAAAUGUCAAAUGUCAAAUGUUUUCUUAUUUUUGAAUAAGCUAGCUAGGUGCUUGGAUAAAAAUCUUAAAAAGCAGCUUAAGAACUGGAUAAAAGUCUGUGCUGUUUUCUGUUGGUCAGAGAAAAUUCUGUCAUUAGAAUCAAUUCAUGUUCUCUGUCAUUAUCUUGUAUUUCACAAUGUAUCUGUAUUUUAAUGCCCAUGAAUGACAACAAUUAAAUCAUGUUGUUCUUUUCAAUA